Messenger RNA from Spizellomyces punctatus DAOM BR117, 1504 nucleotides. RefSeq lists its product as uncharacterized. The transcript has a single exon. Bases 72 to 1319 code for a protein of 415 amino acids. Lineage: Eukaryota; Fungi; Chytridiomycota; Chytridiomycetes; Spizellomycetales; Spizellomycetaceae. The record is from RefSeq and is a predicted model, not a curated record.
GAGCCGGGUGGAAAAGGAGGAGUCAAGUGUACCGUUUCGAGCUGGAACCAUUUUGGGAACGUUGAGUGAGAAUGAGAAAUACUCGAAAGCCGAGCACGAGAAAAAGCGAGCAAGAAGCCAGGAGAUACACUCGUGGAUUGUCAGAAGAAAAUGAACGAGGACUAGAGCGGGCGGGAUCGACCAAGAAGGGUGGAAUGCUUGCUGACGUUGUGCGAAAACCUACAGCAGCCUCAUCCCGCUCAAAAGCUAGAUCAGAUGUGGAUCACGAUACUGCCGCAGUGUUCCGACCGUCGACUGAGACGUUGGAUAACGAGGAUGUCCUCUCGACUAUCAAAGCGGCUGGUCAUGGUGAUUUGGGUCUUGGUUCUGGCUUUGCCAAUAUGCCCCUUGGCUCUGUCAUCAAGAUCGAGGAAGAUUUGGCAACCCCGAGUACCGAGGAUGCGCAGCCAAUGUACCCAACGAUGAAGAGCGCGCGUUCUAACCGCAGUACCGGUACAAGCAAUGUAGAGGAGAAGUUGCUGUCAACAAAAGCCCUGGGUCGAUCUGGUACAAUUCGUUCGAAUCUGUCACGAAAGAGCAGCAAGCGAUCACAACGGCGCGACGAAGACACUUCCCCGCCUCCUUCGCCGGUUCAUCCGGUCUCUAUGCUACUUCCUCCCUUGAACAGCGAUUUAGGAUCGUUAGGAUCCAUAGGUGAUCUUAUUCCACCUCCACCGACUUACAUUGCCUCACGAGACAACGCUGGUGAUUCGCUCAGUCGGUCCGCUUCAAGAUCAGAUAGACACCACUCUAGUAAGUCACGCGCACGAUCGAGAUCUAGGCAACCAAGGGGCGGUGAUGAUACACGAGACGAAGAUCGCGAGCGAGCUAAAAAGCGGCAUGCAUCCCGCUCUCGAACCCGAGACCCUCAGUCCACUCGUUCAUCGAAUCGCCCAGCCCCAUCGUCCCGCACAUCCGACAGCGACUCUGACAUCCCUCUCAGCCGCGCCGUUUCCCGCAAAUCUGCACAUGAUAGCUCGGCAAAAGAUCUACACCGCUCGCAAAGUACCGGAGGGCCGGCUCGUCGUAGUGUUAGCACGCGGAAGCCCAAAUCGAAUCACGCCGACCUUGGUUCCCGCUCCGCCAGCCAUGCGAAUCUCAAGGCCAAGGGUUCCGAGUCGGACGAUGCCGAAGACUCUACACCACUUGCCUCUGUCGUCCUGCAAGCUUUACAGCAAAACAUGGCGAAUACUGGGGUGGAAAGAAAACCAUCGUCCCGCAAACCAAAAGCGGAUCCCGAGGAGGAUAAUGUGCCCCUUGGCGUUGCGUUUGGAUCCUAAGUCUUGAAAGGAGUAGACAGGUAUCCUUGAACUAUAUGUAGUUUAUUCACGUUGUUUACAAUUUGUUUUUUUUACUUCUUGUGUAUUUAGUUUGAGCGCAUGUGUGAUUUAUUUAGCUUAUGCAUCAGGUCCCAUUCUUGAAUGGAAAUUGUUAUUUCAAUAUAAUCCUUUUUAUUUCUUUUCAC